Molecule: messenger RNA, 1090 nt
Organism: Canariomyces notabilis
Lineage: Eukaryota; Fungi; Ascomycota; Sordariomycetes; Sordariales; Chaetomiaceae
Exons: 1
Coding region: 170-934 (254 amino acids)
Source: RefSeq, a predicted model, not a curated record
GUAGGCCUGCGAGCUUCCUAAAUGAGUCAGUGUUGCGAUACGAAGAGUCAACAAACUACUAUAAUAGGCCUCCUUGUAUCUUCUCAUGAGGGUCUGUCUGCCUUGGAACAAACAUGAGCCCUUGCAACACAAAAUCUCCCGCCCAAUACAGCAUCGACUUAGGCUCAAAAUGCCGUACCACCUGUACAUCACAAACCGGAACUACUCGUCCUGGUCACUCCGCCCCUGGGUGCUCAUGCGCCAGCUGGGCAUCCCCUUUGUCGAGGAGUUCCAGCCGCUCACGUCGGGCUCGUUCCGGCAGCCGCAGUGGCGCGCCUUUUCGCCCGUCGCCCACGUGCCGUGUCUGCACUCCCUCCCGGACUCUCCUUCAUCAUCUUCGGAAGGGGGAGAGAAGGAGAAGCUGGUGUUGUGGGAGUCGCUAGCCAUUGUCGAAUUCCUUGCCGAGGAGCAUCGGGACAAGCCUGUUUACCCCGCAAACAAGUCCGCUCGCGCGUGGGCCCGUAGCGCCGUCGCCGAGAUGCACUCGGGCUUCGCCGUUAUGCGGCAGGAGAUGGGCAUGAACAUUGGCGUGCGGGUUGAGUUGAUGGGUCCGGCGUUUACUGAGGGCUUGGUGAAAGACCUGGAGAGGAUAAACGAGCUCUGGACGGAAGGGCUGAGCAGGUUCGGGGGUCCGUUUUUGGCCGGCAAGGAGUUCACGGCUGUCGAUGCCUUCUACGCGCCUGUGGUUCUGAGGCUGGUGACGUACGUCGGCGCGCUGGACAGGAUGGGGGACGAGGUUAAGGGUUAUGUGGAGAGGAUGACACAGUUGGAGGCCAUGAGGGAGUGGGUUGAGCUAGCGCUCAAAGAGACGGGCAGGGAGGUGCUGCAUGAGCAGGAAACGUUUGAGGGGCCGGGGAGGAGGCUGAUUGAGGACCUCAGGGCAAAAGCCGAGUGAGCGAGAAGGCAGAUAUAUAUGAUGGUGCCGUGACCCUACGUGUGUCGUGGUCACCCUUUCUUGGUGGCAUCUCAAAAUGGUGGCGUUUGUGAUAUGACACUGGGUUUUCAUGAAAUGCCCUGAUGAGUGUGUUGCAAUUGUGAGACGAGUUCAAAG